CAGACGUAUGUAGUUCCCGUACGGUUAUCGCAUGCGCAUGAAGUCCGGACCGUGUACAUGUAGUGGUGUGCAUGCAGCCGCGUCGUAGCCAGUGGCGCUGAAAUUAUUUGCAAACAUCUUUGCAAUUCGUUCAUGAAUAUUGUUCUCAACAAACCGGACGCAAGACGUGGAAGAGACAAUAUGGGCGAAGAACCAGGAAAGUUAUUUAUAGGAGCUGUCAGCAGCCAGGUUUCAAAAGAGGAGUUUCAAGCCUUCUUUGAGAAGUUUGGUGAGGUUUCGGACAUCGUCUUGAUGAUCGACAAAGAUACCAAUCGAAACCGAGGGUUUGGCUUUGUCACUUUCAAGGACCCAUCCUGUGCUACAAAAAUCCUUUCGUCACCACAACCUCUGAAGCUACAUGGACGAGCACUCGACCCCAAACCUAGCGUCCAGCGGGGACAGCUGGUCCCUCCCCCUGAUCGGCCGCCGCAGAAUAGAAGCCUGGACAAGAAAGUCUUCGUGGGCGGGGUCUCCCAGAGCACCGACGACGCAGCCCUCAAGAAUUAUUUCAACAGCAACAAUUAUCCGGUCAAAGAAGUGGUGCUCAUGCAUGACAACCUAACAUUGAAGAGCAGAGGUUUCGGGUUUGUCACCUUCCUUGACGACGCCACGGUGGAAAGUGUCUGCAGGCAGCGAUUUUUCAACAUUGAUAACAAAACGGUGGAAUGCAAGAAGGCGGAGCCCAGGGGCGGCAAGCAUGACAUGGGGCCCGGCCACGGCGGGGGUCCUGGCGGGCCCGGGGGUAACUUCAACCAGAUGCAGAGGGGCGGGCCCCACGGUGGGGGGCCCAAUAUGGGCGGGGGCUACAACCAGGGCUGGAACCAAAACCCCAACUAUGGCAACAACCAGUUCAACCAAGGCGGCGGCAACUAUGGACAACAAGGAGGUUGGGGUGGACAGCCACAACAGCCACCCAUGGGCAACUAUGGCCAGCAACCCCAACAGCAGCAGCAGCAGCAAGGCGGCUUCAUGCCCCGCGGCGGAACCAUGCCCAACCAGGGGGGCUUUGGGGGACAGUACAACAACGGCAACGCAGGGUACAACCAACAGCGACCUCAGCCCCAGCAAGGGGGGUAUGGUUACAACCAGCAACAGCCGCAGCAACAACAACCGCAGCAGCAGCAGCAACCGCUGCCACAGCAGCAACCUCCUCAGCAGCAACAACAGCCGCAGGGAAAUUAUGGACGGCCCAAUGCAAGGGGUGACGGCCAUCCUCCCAAGAGUCCACGAUUUGCUAAAUCCUUAGGCCAGCCACAGAACUACAACAGCUAUGGGAACUACGGCCAGCAGCAGCCAAGCCAACAGCAACAACAGCCGGACAGUUACAGAAACCAGGCCCCAGCCCAGACCAACCAGGGUUACAAUACCGGCAACUAUGGGGGUCAGACACAAGGUACAUAUCCCCAAAGUGCAGGGAAUAUGGGCAACUACCCCCAGGAGGCCUCUGGCUAUGGUCCGCAGCGGGUCAACUACAACCAACCCCAGACCAACUUCACCCAACCCCAGGGCGGUGGGUAUGGUGCUGACAUGAGCGGCGGGUUCACGGCCCCAGCCCCUCAGCAGCAGCAGCAGCAGCAGCAACAGCAGCCGCAGCAGCAUCAGCAGCAGACCCAGCAGCAGAACUACCAGCCGCAACAAGACAACACCCAAGACAUGUACAGUGGGGGUCCCGCCGCCCCUGGUAACUUUGCCCGCGGGGGUAACAACGCUGCCUUGCCGUUCCACCCCUACAGGCGAUAAAAAGAGACAAACAAACCUGUAUACCACUCUGGCAAAUACCUCACACUUGUACGAAGAACACUGGUCCAAACUUGACAUUUAAUAGGCCUUAAUUUCGAUUUUGAGCGCAAGAGAGCAAAAGCUCAAACGAUACAUUUUUACAAUCUCUAAAUACGAGAGUUGAGUCAAAAUAAUAAAGUGCUUCAAUUAAUCAAAUGUUUUUCAGUAUUAAAAAAAUGGGGCAUAUAGGAAAUUUGUGGACAUGGCUGGUGUGUUGUACAAAUUGCUGCCGUCAAUGCCAUCCGAUUCAAAUAUUGAAAAGAUUGAAAGAGUAUGAAAUAUUCCUGACACGGUGAGCUUCAAUUUAAAAGUCGAGGUUUGCAUUGUUCCCUUUGACCUCAUGUACAUAAUUUCUGAAUCGUGCACCUCGCAAGUCAAUUCUGUUCUGAAGCUCAAGCAGGCAAAUACGCUUAUCCGCAGAAUGCGAAGACACUUUUAUUACACUUGUUGCCGUACAGACCCUAUCUCCCAAUAGUACGAAACGCAAGCCUAAAAAAUGAAAUUUCUCAGGAUCGUUUCAUGUUGGCAAUUACCUUGAAUGUUUAACGACAUACAACUGGUAAGCGUCUAUGUAAUAUAUAUUGCUGUCACAAUCUGUUUUUAAAAGUGUUGGUAAUGAAUGUAAAAAAAAAAAAAAAACCACUGUAUUGCUUAACCGGAAAUUUAUUCUCGUCCUGAAGCUGUAAAUGCGCUUCUAUUUUAUUAAGCACAAGUGGACUUCACAAUUUCUGUUUAAUAGAUUUAGUGGUGGAUAUGUACAUGUACAGUAAGGUCAUUCUCAGUAGAUGUUUCAAGUCAAAAGUUUUGUUAAAAUUAAUGCAAGUAGCUACAGGCAGUCUGUUGUGAAACUCAUUUUUGACUCUUUCUUCAGGGCUCAAUCACAUUUUUUAAUUGAUUUUAUUAGUUUGUUUUGUUUGUCAGCAUUACACCAACAUUGUAAAUAAAUUGCAUUUGUAGUUUUGUAGUGAUCUCUUCAACAUGUAUUUUAAGUGUUCUUCUUUAAUACUUGGGUACUUUUUUCGGCAACAUGAGUUUUAACACUGUUACCCCCAAUUUGUUUUCGGUGUUGCUCUUUUGGGGAUGAAUUUCUAGGAAGUGUGAACCAAAUUUUAUUAGAUAUUGCCUAUUCUUGGAUUUUGUUCCAUUCUGCCUGGGGUUGAAGAAUGUUGUAUUCAGCUUCUGGAUUAGGAAAUUCCAAACCUUUGUUUUAAUGGAUGAAAGAAAAUGUAUUUCGUUUUUGAUAUUUUUUAUUUGGCCAUUUUUUUUCCCUUUUUUUUUACAAGCUUUCCUUUGAUUUUUAGUUUCAUCUUGACACAAAAUGUGUAAAAGUGUGAAAGCAUUUUUUUUUAUCCAAGUUUUUUAAAAGAAAGGAAGUAUACUGAACUGCGAGAUCUAAUUGCUGCAAAUGUCAUCGAUGAAUAAAAAAGUGACAAUGAAAAA
Patiria miniata (bat star) is the source of this 3258-nucleotide messenger RNA. Its product is annotated as RNA-binding protein Musashi homolog 2-like. Gene Ontology annotation, molecular function: RNA binding. Bases 133 to 1779 code for a protein of 548 amino acids. The record is from RefSeq and is a predicted model, not a curated record. The transcript is spliced from 13 exons. Lineage: Eukaryota; Metazoa; Echinodermata; Asteroidea; Valvatida; Asterinidae. Gene Ontology annotation, cellular component: cytoplasm.